Messenger RNA from Aspergillus nomiae NRRL 13137, 2565 nucleotides. RefSeq names its product putative phosphatidate cytidylyltransferase. Gene Ontology annotation, biological process: dolichyl monophosphate biosynthetic process. Gene Ontology annotation, molecular function: dolichol kinase activity. The coding region runs from base 1 to 2565 and encodes 854 amino acids. Gene Ontology annotation, cellular component: endoplasmic reticulum membrane. The transcript has 3 exons. Lineage: Eukaryota; Fungi; Ascomycota; Eurotiomycetes; Eurotiales; Aspergillaceae. The record is from RefSeq and is a predicted model, not a curated record.
AUGGCCGCUUCGCAGAACCAUGAGGAGGAGAGAUUACCUCUCCCCAACAAUCUAUUCCAGCCCGAUUCAUCUAUACCAGACACUCUCCGAGAUACUUCCCGGUCGCCGCACCCCUACCAUCGCAAGGGCUCCAAGUGCUCCGAACCCCAUUUGCUACCUAUGAAUGGCGGUGAUCGACUAACUCCCAAUUCAUGGCCUAAAACGUCCAGUGAUAGCGGCACCGAGGCAGAUGAUGAGAGUACAGGGAUUUUAAAAGGACUCCCGGCGCCCCCUCUUCGCCAGCGGAAAGGGUUGCGUUCGGGCUACAAUGAUGCCACAGACCGUGACUCGUGGUUGCCGCUAUUGCAACCGUGGCCCUCGCUGGGACGGUCAAUGUCCCGGAGCUCACAACAGAGCUCCAGUGAAGACAUGGGAACUGGAAGGGUGGGAUUACGAGGGAAGGUCGGAAAAAAGCGCCUUGAGGUCUUGCGGCGGCUCUUAGAGACAGGUUUGCUAUUGUCCGUGGGCGCGGUUGUGUUGUCCCAGGAGAGUGCGAGGUUACUUGCAUGGGCUUGGAGGAAAGAAUUACUUGCUCAUGGCGUUCUUGUCACCACGCUGUACGCGGUGUAUCCGCUCAGGAGAAAUGGACGCCUACGCCUUUCCGGAUUAAACUCUUUUACCAUUCCAAGGAGCUUCGACCCCGCUCCCCUUCUUUACCCGAUUUUGAUACCCAUUUACACCUCUUUGUCCUUGGCGCACCGUAGCCCUGCGCUAGUAUUGCCAAACAUCAUUCUCAGUCUCUCGUCUUUACCCGCCCCAGUCAUUCCAUUGCACGAGUGGAUGCAUGGUCACAGUGUCGUCCAUUGGUUGGUCACGUUGAUACCCAUUAUUGUCUCGGAGCAUUUUUCUGCAGAUCAUACGAUACCCAAGCCUCUCGCGCUUCGCGGCCUCAGUUCUGAAGUUUUGACCCUUGUUUUUCCGUUGCAUCAAGCAUUGAUACCCACUUUAGAUUUCUUAUUAACUACCAGUAUCCUUCCGGCAGAGCUACAGCUUUUGACGAGUGCUCUUGUGAAUCUGUUUUUGUUUGCGAGCUCCCCCCAGGCGGAGAUCCUUAAGGCGCUAUUGUGGCUGGGCGGCUUGUGCAUUUUUAUCUCUUGCCGGCAUGUUCUCCGUUGGGAGGUCGCUCUAGCUAGGAUCCCCAGCUGGAAGUUUAGACGGUCGCCCAGUGGUUCGCAAUCACGAAAAAAUCUCUUGUAUGUUAUCGACCAUAAACUCUGCCAAAAACUGAGCCGAGCGGGCUCCUCCGAAGAUGCUAUGUCAGACAAGAAGACUCCAGCUAGAGAAAUGACCGACAAGGUUCCCCAAGAGAAUGGCCAUCGGCAUGCAGUGCAUCGAAGACGACAUACUAUCUCCAGCGUGGAUGAGGCUGCACAUUCAGAGCGUAUCAGAACCACUCCCAGUGGCCGACGGAAGCGAUCGAUGGCUCCGGGCCUGGCAUCCUUUUUGUCACUGACUGUACCACAAGCACAAGUGCGAAAAUGGCUUUACGCCCUGUACGUAUAUGCGGCUGUGGCAAUUAUCAUCAUGGGCCCAGUGCGGAAGUACGUGAGCGAACGUGCACUGGGUGGAGAGGAGCCGUUUGGGUGGGCUUUGAGCUACCUACUGGGGAAUGUGUCCUGGUUUAGGUUCUGGGUGAUCAUGUGGAACCUGGAGUACUGGAUUCCUCUUCCUCCUCGCUUGGAUCGUGAAAUGUGCUCUCUUGGCUGGAUGGAGUGUCUCCGGCAGACUUCUUUUGGGGAAGCCAAUGCACGUCUUUUAAUUGCUGCUCAUUGUAUUGCGGUGAUUAUAUUGGGCCUGGGUGUUGUUUUUAAGUUGAGCUCCAUCGUAGAAGUGGAUACAAGACGCAAAGUCUUCCACGGCAUGAUGGUGUUGAUGUUUCUUCCCACCAUCUACAUCGAUCCUGCAUUCUGUGCUCUCGCUCUCGCGCUAGUACUGUCUAUAUUUCUCCUUCUGGAUCUUUUCCGAGCUUCCCAAAUGCCGCCAAUCUCUCGACCGUUGACCUAUUUCCUGGCGCCCUAUGUUGACGGCCGAGACCAUCGGGGACCUGUCAUUAUCUCUCACAUCUUCCUUCUUAUCGGAUGCUCUAUUCCCCUGUGGCUUUCUUUGGCUGACAUCCCCCGAUCGGAAGACCACCCGUGGGGCGCCUGGAACGUUCAGUUCCGGGAUGUCAGUAUGGUCAGCGGAGUAGUAUGCGUCGGUCUUGGAGAUGCCGCCGCAUCACUAGUGGGUCGUCGGUUUGGUCGGCGUAAGUGGUUCUGGGGUGGAGGCAAGUCCUUGGAGGGCAGUGUGGCUUUUGCGGCGGCUGUGACCGGGGGUCUGGUGUUUUCCCGAUUGUGGCUUGCCGCAGGCCAGUGGGCUGUGCAUGUGAACGAUGGGCAGAAUCAAUUAUUCUGGCUUUGGACGGUGUGCAAAGCCAUCAUAGCGGCUGCAGGCACCAGUGCGACCGAAGCGAUUUUGACAGGGUGCAACGACAAUGUUCUUGUACCGAUCGUGCUGUGGCUGCUCGUCAGGGGACUUGGCCUGUGA